GGUCGCCACACCUGCUGUCUGACUCGCCAUGGCUGCCCCGUGCUCCCUCCCUCCCCUGCCAAACGUCACCCGCCGAACCCUCGACUCCAUCCCCCGCCCCCGUCAGCUCUCGACCAACCUUCCAAUUGCCCCUCUUGACUAAUCCGCCCAUGGUCAUCAUGGCCGAUUUCGUCCAAACCUUCACCCAUUUCAAUCACGCCCAGAGACAGCAGGCCCUGACCCUCUUGACGGCAGAGCUGACUCCCUACGAGUGGAGGUACCUCCAUGCUCUGACCAACUCCCGCUCAUUCCAGCUUGACAUUAUUGGCCGCCUGCCCAUCGAGUUGGUCGCUCAUAUCUUCACUCACUUGGAUCCCGCCGCCCCUUAUCGCUUCCAAAUAGUCUCAACCCGGUGGCGCUAUAUUCUUCAAAGCCUCCCUGUGCUCAAGGCCGGCCUCAAUUCAUGGUACCAGGGUGUGGCGAAUCCCAGUGACUUCGAACAUGACACUUUAUGCCAGCGCGCAGCCAGGAGAAUCCACCGCUUCCGUACCGGAAGACCACUCGGCAUUUACAAGAUAACGUCAGACGAACAGAUAGCCUGUCCCAGCCUGCUUGGUGACUACCUUGUAUGGCUGUCCGGGACCCCGCAGACAUCACCAAUGCGUGUUGCCUGUAUAUUCAAUCUGCAAAAUUGGGACCUUGGCCACGUAGCCGGAGAAGCACGUGAACAACUGAUUAACCUGGUGCUUUCGGACCAAAUCGUGGUGCUUGUCACUGCCGCCAACAUGUGUUACGUCUACGAGCUGCCCACCCUCUCGCAGCGAAAGAAAUUCAGGGUGCCUUCCGCAAGCUACCUGCAGAACGUGACUUGUCGUCGGAGUACCGUAGCCUGCCUUGCCUCGCUUGACAUGCACAUAUCUGUCUUCAUCUGGGACUACAAUACACAGCGGGGAACAUCGUUUACCAUUAGCCAUGACUCUGACAUGUUUCUUAGUACGCACGGCCCGAGAGGAUUGCUACACAUAGCACCUCUCGUACAACCCGAGAGCGAGACAAUCAUCCUCAUGUUCGUCAUGGACACGCCUACAGAAACACCAAAUCAAACCUUGUUUGUAUGUGCCAGAUACACUUUUCGGGGCCAUUGCGUUAGCUCUUUCUCUCCAAGUCUUCCAGAGCUCAGACCACUUUUGGUUUGGCACGGCGUAACGCCCUUUGUCCCAGUAGACGAUUCAGGCAACGUCUUUGCGGCACGUGUGAACACAACGAAUCCAAACUCUCAACCACCUAACGCUUCGAUUGUCUCCCUACUCCUCAGAUUCGAUACAAAGACCAACGACUUGAGAGUAUGGGAGGACCCGAUACAUCGCAGUAAUAGCCCCCGCGGCAUUAAUGACUAUCGAGCUUCUUGGUGGAAGGAUACUUGGUAUGGAUUCCAUCCGUCCGUGGAAACCAAAAAUAUCAUCACCUUCAUGGGUACACAGGAUAAAGCAGCCUGCAUACCAAUCUCUUCAGACCCCUACAGCGAAGUCACAAAUGUCAAUAUUCCCACAGAGCCUUUAUUUGUCCAUGAAAGGUAUGUCGUCAGAGUUAUGUCUGAAAAUAUAUAUCUGCUGUGCUUCCACGGAAGCUUUGUUCGACCAACAAUGGGAUGCACCUCUUUCAUGAACGGAACGAUUAGAGUCUUGAGUUAGUACGUUCGACGGACUCUGUGAACGCGACUAAGAGCAUCAUUCUUAUACUAUGAGAUGGCCGCCCGAAUAUCUUUGCGGACGUCGUUGCCGUGGUGUGGAAGUCUUGGAGUGGUCACGUUACCAUUUCUGUUAGCGACUACUGGCACUACUUCGCCACCAUAGAAAACUAGAGUUAGACUAUUACCAAGAUUGCCCAGCAAAAGCAAUGGGGGAGAAUUUUAGACCUGUC
This is a messenger RNA of Bipolaris sorokiniana ND90Pr, 1899 nucleotides long. RefSeq lists its product as uncharacterized. NCBI's taxonomy places the organism in Eukaryota, Fungi, Ascomycota, Dothideomycetes, Pleosporales, Pleosporaceae. The transcript has 2 exons. Bases 150 to 1670 code for a protein of 506 amino acids. Gene Ontology annotation, molecular function: protein binding. The record is from RefSeq and is a predicted model, not a curated record.